AUGCCCGCCCCCGAGACCUGUGACGAAGGAUUCGAUUUCAACGACCUCUCCCAACACGCCCCGACUGAGCAAGCCGGUCGCUCGGACAGCAAUGGCCCCGACGCUCACACUGCCCCGCCGCCCAAGGCGAAGCGCAUCGCCUGCAUACUGUGUCGCAAGAGGAAGCUGAAAUGUGACGGCCAGCGCCCAAGCUGCGGCACUUGUAAGAGACUGGCCCACGACUGCGCCUAUGACGAGGUGCGCAAGAAGAGCGGGCCCAAGAGAGGCUAUGUGAAGGCCCUGGAAGCGAGACUGCAACAAGUCGAGACGCUCCUCAAGUCCCAGGAAGCAACCGAGGCGACUCAGCAACAAAAUUCAAAUUCAAAUGCUUUUCAAACAGACUCGUCUGCUCCCCCUGUUCGACCCUCUGAUUUCCAAGGCCAGAACAUUGUGAUGGACAACGUGGCCCAGGUCAUGGACACUGUCUUCCAGCAUGGCAAUGGCGUCUCGCCAGGCGAAAUGCCCAACAUGCAAGCUGGCUCCGCCGACAACAGCUCCGGCUCUGAUCCGUUCUCGUGGGAAAUGAUUGGUCUAGGCUUGGACGAACCUCUUCCCGACCAGGACAUCAUCAACGAGCUGUUAGUGCUCCUCUUUGCCCGCGCAUGCUUCCAAGUGCUUACCGUGCCGUCGUGCAGGACCCAACUCUACUUCGAUAAAUUUAACGUCGUCGUGCCAAUGAUCCACCGCCCUCGUUUCCUCGCCGCCAUGAAUCUCGCUCCACAUAUGCGCCCUCCAAUCUGUCUGAGAUACAUCAUGUGGACUCUUGCUGCGUCUACCUCCGAGAAAUACUCAUCCUUGCAGGAGCACUUCUACUACCGUGCCAGAAAGUACAUCCAGAUGGAUGAGAUGAAAGGGCACGGAGAGUCUAUGCUUACUCUCGCCCACUGCCAGGCCUGGGCUCUCAUCUGCAGCUAUGAGUUCAAAUCCAUGUAUUUUCCGCGAGCGUGGAUCAGUGCAGGCCGGGCUGUAAGAAUGGCCCAAAUGAUGAACCUGCACAAGUUGGACGGCUCCGGACUGGAUGUCAAGCAGUGCUUGGCUCCGCCCAGGGAUUGGGUUGAGAGGGAAGAGAGAAGAAGGACGUUUUGGAUGUGCUUCAACGUUGAUCGUUAUGCGAGCAUCGGAACGGGCUGGCCAAUGACGAUCGACGAACAAGAUAUUGCAACAAACCUACCCGCAACCGACGAGGCAUUCGAGAGGAGCAAGCCUGAGAAAGCCAUAUCGAUGGAACAGGCCUUGGCGGUGGGUGGUUCGUCGAGAUUGACACCAUUCGCAGGUGUCUGCGUCUUGGCAUGCAUGUUUGGUCGUAACCUCCUCCACCUCCACCGUCCGACAAACAACGAACGUGAGGACGACAUCAAUGGUGAAUUCUGGGAGAGGCAUCGCAGACUGGACAAUAUGCUCCUCAACCUGGCAUUGGCGCUGCCCGAAGAGAUGAGACUCCCUGCAGGCAUUAACAACCCUAAUGUGGUGUUUAUGACGAUGAAGAUACACACCUCUGUCAUAUGUCUGCAUCAGGCGGCAAUCUUCAAAGCAGACAAAAACAGGAUGCCUGCCCACAUUGCCCAAGAAAGCAAGAUCAGAUGCGUCACAGCUGCUUCUGAGAUCGCGGGCAUCAUGAGGUUGAUUGCUCACAUGGAUACCUCUCUGAUGAACCCGUUCAUUUCCUUUUGUGUCUACGUGGCGGCGCGGGUCUUCGUGCAGUACCUGAAAAACCGCCCUGGCGACGGACAAAUGAACAAUCACCUCCAGUUCCUCCUCCAAGCGAUGCAAGCACUCAAGAAGAGGAAUCCGUUGACUGAGUCUUUCCUCGUCCAGCUUGAUCUGGACCUUGUUGGAACGGGGAUAAUGUCUCCAUUUGGAAGUUCUACUGAGCCGAGAGCUCCUUCAGAUGCGGCACCGAUAAACACGUUCCACAGGGGUAGCGAUGCUACAGGCACGAAGAGUCAUCUGUCCAAUUCGACGGGCACAGAGCCUACACCCGGUCCACCGUUCCACUUAGCGCAGCAAGUCAACAUGGACACAGAGGCAAUUCCCUUCACAUAUUCACCGAAAGACCAACACGUCUUCGACCUCCCAAGCAGACAAAGAACGCCCAGUGCAGUCACACCAAGAGAAAUGCAGGCGAGCCAGGCGCAGUUUUCGCGAAGCUUUGGGCGAGCGGAAAGGGCUACAUCUGACAUGGACUUAUCGCCUGACGGCAGUGGCGAGAAUCCUUCUCCGUCGAACUCGGGCAACUCGCAGAACGUUACAUCUUCACGUUCGUCGUAUUCAACACCUUCGGACAGGCAGAGCAAGCCUCAGAGGCAAAGCUAUGGGGGGAAUGUGGCAGGAUUGUCGGCUAUGGCAGACAAUGGGUCGAAUGCGCCCAACAAUAACUUCACCUUUACCACGACAAGCGAUGACUUUGAGCAGCUCUUCUACACGUCGACGUCGGGGGUGGGAGAGUGGGACAUGAGCGGCGGUGCUGGCAUGACGGGGCUGACGCCCAUGUCUGAAAGCGCAUGGACGCAGAUGCUUGACGGCGGUGGCUGGGAGGGUUUUGGCCCGGGCCAUGGCACGGAUGCGUUCGGUAACAGGUUAAAUGAACAACGAACCAGGCAGAGAUAA
Messenger RNA from Lasiodiplodia theobromae, 2646 nucleotides. Its product is annotated as C6 transcription factor. Gene Ontology annotation, biological process: DNA-templated transcription; regulation of DNA-templated transcription. Gene Ontology annotation, cellular component: nucleus. Bases 1 to 2646 code for a protein of 881 amino acids. Gene Ontology annotation, molecular function: DNA binding; zinc ion binding; DNA-binding transcription factor activity, RNA polymerase II-specific. The transcript is spliced from 5 exons. The record is from RefSeq and is a predicted model, not a curated record. NCBI's taxonomy places the organism in Eukaryota, Fungi, Ascomycota, Dothideomycetes, Botryosphaeriales, Botryosphaeriaceae.